AUGAAUAGAGCAGGAUACAGAACACAGGACCACCUUGAGCUGUUGCGAAGCUCAGCCUUCGAAUCCGAACAUGCUUGGCUUUACGACACAUCCUACUUGCAGCAUGAAGCGGCAGCUCUGGCACUGGAGCGGGAGAUCGAGCAAUCACAUGCCAGCAUAUCGCCUGAUGACAACUCGGAUGAACAGAUCCGAAUCCUCAAAACGCAGAUUACGAUUCACAGAGAGAGACAGAGGGCAUUGCGACCACACCUGGAGAGUGGAAGCGAUCGGAUAGAUGAAGAAGGAAACGAGUGUGUUUUCGUUCCUGCACCCAACCAAUGGGGUGCAAAUGGCGAUUUGGAUGAAGAGAGCGCGAGCUUGUCAGCAAUUCACAAUCUUCUCACUUGGCAGAAAACAUACUCACCAGUAUCUCAUGCGCCCCUCUACGAUCUUGACGAACUCCCCUCGCCCGAUAUCCCUUACCACUCACUACUCGACUCUUCUCAACCCACAACCACAUACCAUCUCCACCGUACACGAGAGUGGACUCCUCCUGGCUCCUCGGGCUUCAGGAAAUACGUCUACUCAGCCAGGGAUUAUUCUGACAAGUACGCUUUGUACAUGCUCGAAGCUAUGCACAGAGACGACAGCCAAGUCAAUGCUGCAGACUUCUUUCGGGUCGCGGAAUAUCCCCAGCCUUGCAUUUCCAUUUUACUUUCAGGCAUCGACAAGCAGCGCAUCUCCCACUCUUCACCAAAGGAUGCGGCAUACAAAUCGCGAUGCAUCCACAUUCGCGGCCCUUUCUCCCAAGACAUCAAAGAGUAUCCCGAUCGCCAGCAGAAGAUUCCGUGGUCACCACGCCGGUUCACGUACGGUGGUCGGCGGUUUGUAUGGAAGCAAGGAGACCCACAUGACGAUGCCAUGCCAGAGACACUAUACGAAUACACAAAUCACUGGGCAAAGCCAGGAAGUAGGACAGGCAAGAGAUGUGAUGACGCAAAGAUGAUCAAGCUGGUCUGGGGCGAGAAGAGACGGAAGGGCAAAGUGGACAGCUACACGAUUCACUUUAAAGGUGGAAUGGAUCAGGUCUUUCGAGAAAUACUGCUAGCCAGUCAAAUGUCGAGGCAGGUUUGCCUCUUCACGGCUAUGGAGUAA
This is a messenger RNA of Plenodomus lingam JN3, 1134 nucleotides long. RefSeq lists its product as uncharacterized. The record is from RefSeq and is a predicted model, not a curated record. Lineage: Eukaryota; Fungi; Ascomycota; Dothideomycetes; Pleosporales; Leptosphaeriaceae.